UUCCCGUACAAUCCCAUUCUUCUAUUUUCCUUUCUUUCAUUGCUCAUCCUCAUACAUCCAUUGCUCAUACAUCCAUUGCUCAUACAUCCAUUGCUCAUACAUCCAUUGCUCAUACAUCCAUUGCUCAUACAUCACACCCUCAUCCCUCAUCCACUCUUUCAUCGCAAUGAAUCAGAAACAUUGAUAUGGAAACCCCCACUCCUUAUCCAUAAACAAAGUCUUAUCCACCAGUCCACGUGUAUGCGUGCUGUAGUUAUCCAGUCACGCCAGUGAGAUUAACCGCUGAUCUCGAGAACUUUGAAGAAUAGGUACAUAUUUACAUAUACAAGAGAGACUUUAUUUGUUAUUUGAUUCGAGGAAUGAAGAUUUUUACUUUGCUUUAACUUUUCCCUUGGUUUUUUAAGGCUUCACAGGACAGGAUUGGAUUAAUCGUCAAAGAAGGACAGGGAACCUGCAUGCAUGUUAUUCAAUCAUUGUGGAACGUGUAUGCCAAAUCAAGUCGAAUCAAGUCAGUUCCCAAGUUGAGCAUUCAAGAGAUAUUUAUAGGUUAGGAAUACACGACGUCAGGAAGAAAUCAUCUCAUUGCAUUAGAGCUUUUGGUACUCUGUACAUCACCACGUUAAGUCUUCGUCGUACAAGAUCAUCCUCGAUCAACGUCAUACGAGACUCGAGCCCCUCGAAAUUUGUUACGUUAUACUAUACACGAAAUCUUUAAACAAUCUCAUUGAUAGCCUAUUCUAUCUUCGAUAUCGUUACGACUUUCCGAGAUUAUAUCACAAAGACGCGAACAGAUUUAAGACGGAGAUUGUAUUGAUAUCACAUAUAUCUGUACAACGAUAAGUGAUAUACAUAAAGAUGGCCUUUAGACAACCUACAUAUCAAACUCCCCGAAUAUUUACACAAACAAGUCAAGAUGCAAACUCGCAGACGCAGACAGAACAAAAUAUACAAGAGAGAGAUAAUAGGGUAGAAGAAAGUCAAGAAUGGGUAUUAUUUACACCAGUGGCGCCGACUUUUACAGAGGGAACAUAUACGACUAGUACAGGAAGGACUAGAGGGACACGAACAGCGGGCCAUUCGAGGGUUAGUGAUUUUGGGAGUUUAGAAACUGCGGCCAGAAGUUAUGGGAUUUAUGAUGAUCAUGAUGUUGAUGAAGAUGAGGAUGCGGAAUUGGAUUCGUUGGAUAGUCAUUUACACGAAUUUAGGACGGAACCAAGUGUUUAUGGGAAUAGGGAAGAUGGGGAGGGACCAGUGUUGCCAAAACAUGAUGGGUUAGGGAGUUUUAGGGUGGAUGGAAUGGGAGAGGAUGCUCAACAACAUUUAUAUGCAUUUGAAAUGUAUAAUCCUAGGAGGGUGAAGAGGAGGAGGGAAAGUUUGGAGAUUGGGGAUAUGGCUUUGGAGAAUGAGAGAGCGGCAGAAAUGGAGAGAACGAGGAGGAUUGAAUUGUGGAGGUUGGAACAGAGUAAAGCUUUGGUGGAUGAAAUACAAAGGGAGACGAGAAGAAGGAAACAAUCCAUGUCGAGUGAAAAGAGGAGUGUUGUCGUCGAGGAUAAGGAACAAGAGGAUUUGGCUACAUUAAAUCAUGUCGAGGCGGAACCAAUACCAGCAAUUAUACGCGAAAAUGAAAGUUUAUGGAAUAGACUCACUCGAAGAGUAAUACGGGAUCUCAUGGGUAUAGAUGAUGAUCUUCUCUCAAUCAUCUUUGGUGAAUCUCUACCGAUGGAAGACGAUUUAUCCAAAAUACCAGGAAGACCGAUAUCCAUUCCUAUCGUCACCAAACCUGAUAAGAGUUCAUGGGAAUACAGACUUCUUGAACGAAUUGCUCGCGAAUUAGGAUUGCUGGUCAAUCAACUUUCGGAUCAUCCAGGUGCUUUUACUACAUAUCUUCAAACUCAACAAACACAUCUUCCUUAUGCAGGGUUACCUGUUAUCCCCGAGUCAGCUUCGAGUAACAAUAUGAAUAUGGCUACGGAUAUUCCACUUCCUGAUUUGGAACAAGAAGAGAUAGAACCUCUUACCUCAACUCUAACUACAGAUGCUGAUUUAGAAUUCCAUCCUACGAUCACUCGACCAGUUUCAAUACCGAAUUCGAGCAUUAUUGGUCGAGGACAGGAAUCAAAAGAUGAUUCCACACCAACACAGUCAUUUAGUGCUCCUAUAACAAAAGAGGAAUGGGAAAGAGAUUUGGAUAUUACAAUGGUCUUUCGAUAUUUGAAAAGUAGAUUUACGAGUAGGGGUGAGAAUGUACAGACUUCUACAGCAGGUUCGGCUUCAGGUUCGGUACUAUCGAAAAGUACGAGAGACAAUCUUGCAGUAGAAAAUUCACCCGAUUCGUUAGCUCGAGCAGCGAGAGUAAGAGCUCAUCAUCCUUUAGUCAACCUCAAAGCGAAUAAUGGAGGGGUGAGGAAGAGAGUGGGAAGAAGAGGAUCUAGUGAAAGUGGUGUCGGUUUAGGAUUGGGAGGGUUAGGUAAAGGGAUUGGUGGAAGUGGAUUGGGAUUAGGAAGUGGAGGUGUACCUAUUGGUGGCACACUCAAAAGUUUGAGAAUUGGUAGUGGGAGUAGUAGACAUUAUUGGGAUAUUGGGGGUAGUAUUGGAAGUUCUACUAGGGGGAGUGUGGUUGUGGGUGGUGCUGGUGGAGGGGGAAUGGGUGCUUGGGGGGAGGUUUAGAGAGGUGGGGAAUUUAUUCUUCACUUCUUUGUUUGAUGGGUGGGUGCGGUGGAUGAUGCAAUGGAUAGUGCGUGGAUAGUGCAUGGAAUGGGUUUUAUGAUUGAUGAUGUCGAUGAGAUGAUGGAUGGAUUUUAACGAAAUGGAAAUAUGAAUUAGCGAGGAAAUCGAGCGAGCGAGCGAGUAAAUAUUUAUUGAGCGGAGUAUAGUUUAUAUUAUUUUAUUUUUAUAUUGGGUUGAAAUUAGAACUGGGGAUGAGAUUGAGAUUGAUUUAAAUAAGUUAAGAUUGGAUUUAUUAAAUAUAUACAACAGAAACCUUAAAUUGAAAAAGUAAAUAAAUAAAUAAAUAAAUAAAUUUGAAACCUUUCAAAGCAGAUAAAUCUUUGUUUUUAAAACUUUUCAUUUUAAAAUCUUUUAUAUUUAAAAAAAAUAUAAAAAUUAUAAAUGAAUUAUUU
Sclerotinia trifoliorum is the source of this 3119-nucleotide messenger RNA. Lineage: Eukaryota; Fungi; Ascomycota; Leotiomycetes; Helotiales; Sclerotiniaceae. The record is from the annotation of a GenBank genome assembly.